ACAAUCGCAAAACCAAGCACGCGUGUGAAUCAAAUCGUUGUGAAUGCCUGGACCAACCACAGCAGCCAUUUCCCUCUUCUCCAGAUCGUUGUUUCGCGCCUCUGUGUCCUGCAGCGCACGCUGGUUCCGCCGCCGCCUCAGCACCACCACCACCGCUACCACCACCAUGAGUGACAUUCCCAAGACGCUCCCCGGCCAGACGCCGCUCAAGGAUCAUGAUCCAGAUCUGUUUGAGAUGAUCCAGCACGAGAAGGAGCGCCAGCGCUCUGGUCUCGAGCUCAUUGCUUCGGAGAACUUCACGUCCCGCGCCGUCAACGACUGCCUUGGCUCGUGCCUCACCAACAAGUACUCCGAGGGCCUCCCUGGUGCCCGCUACUACGGUGGCCAGCAGUUCAUCGACAAGAUUGAGAACCUGUGCCGCGACCGCGCGCUUCAGGCGUUCCGUCUUAGCCCGGAGCAGUGGGGCGUCAACGUCCAGCCCUACAGCGGCAGCCCGGCCAACCUCGCCGUCUACACGGCGCUGCUCAACCCGCAUGACCGCAUCAUGGGCCUCGAUCUCCCGUCUGGCGGCCAUCUCACGCACGGGUACUACUCGUACAACGCGCGUGAUGGGACGACGAAGAAGAUCUCUGCCACCUCUGUGUUCUUCGAGAGCCUGCCCUACUGCGUGUCUGCUGAGACAGGCCUCAUCGACUACGUCGAGCUGCAGAAGCGCGUCGACGUCUUCAAGCCAAAGCUCAUCAUCUGCGGUGGCAGUGCGUACCCGCGUGACUGGGACUACAAGCGGUUCCGGGAGAUUGCCGACACGUGCGGCGCCUACCUGAUGUGCGACAUGGCGCACAUCAGCGGGCUGGUUGCUGCGCAGGAGGCAAACGACCCCUUUGAGUACUGCGAUGUGGUCACCAGCACCACCCACAAGUCGCUUCGCGGCCCGCGCGCAGGCAUCAUCUUCUUCAAGAAGGAGCUGGAGGCGAAGAUCAACUUUGCGGUGUUCCCCAUGCUGCAGGGCGGCCCCCACGAGCACCAGAUUGCCGGCGUGGCGACGCAGCUCAAGGAGGUGAUGACCCCCGAGUUCAAGCAGUACAUCCAGCAGGUGAAGAAGAACACGCGCGCACUGGCCGAUGCGCUGACGGGGAUGGGUCACGUGCUGGCCACGGGCGGCAGCGACAACCACCUCAUCCUCUGGGACCUGCGCCCGCACGGCAUCACGGGCUCCAAGAUGGAGAAGGUGUGCGACAAGGCGGAGAUCACGCUCAACAAGAACGCUAUCCUGGGCGACCGCAGCGCGCUUGCCCCGGGUGCAGUGCGCAUUGGCACGCCGGCACUGACGACGCGCGGAUUCAAGGAGGAGCACUUCCGGCAGGUGGCUGAGUUCCUCAACCGCGCACUCAAGAUCGCCAUCGACGUCCAGAACGAGCACGGAAAGCCGCUGAAGACGUUCAUCCCUGCGCUCGAGGGCAAUGCCGAGAUUGAGCAGCUGCACAAGGACGUGGCCGCCUUUGCCCGCCAGUUCCCGCUCCCAGGCGGCGACUACUAAGCGCGCUCGGUAAAGUGCAACGAAAGGCAGUGCAGCCGUGCCAACGUGCACACGCGCACGCAAACCCGCACGCUCGCGUGCGCUGUGCAAGUGACAUGCGUGUCGUGAUGCCAUCAUCGUUUCGUGUGUGACUGUGUGUGCGCACGCGGCAAAUGCUCGUUUCAUUCCCCGCAGCCCUUGUCGCGGCAGGGAGUGGGUGAUAGUGCUGCUGAUUGCGCUGUUUUUGUCCCCUUGCAUUGCUCUCGCUUGUGCUUUCUCCUGCUCUUUGCUCUCGUGUUAGUUGUCGGCUUGCGUUGGUUUCUCUUGCUCGCGUGUUUCUUGUGCACUGACUGUAUCGUUUGCGUACGUGGAAGACACAAUGAAAACGGGAACAAAU
This is a messenger RNA of Salpingoeca rosetta, 1913 nucleotides long. Its product is annotated as serine hydroxymethyltransferase. Gene Ontology annotation, cellular component: cytoplasm. Gene Ontology annotation, molecular function: serine binding; glycine hydroxymethyltransferase activity; cobalt ion binding. The record is from RefSeq and is a predicted model, not a curated record. NCBI's taxonomy places the organism in Eukaryota, Choanoflagellata, Craspedida, Salpingoecidae. Bases 44 to 1537 code for a protein of 497 amino acids. Gene Ontology annotation, biological process: folic acid metabolic process; tetrahydrofolate interconversion; L-serine catabolic process. The transcript is spliced from 8 exons.